AUGAAUGAUGAAAUAAACCGGAAUAUUCUACAAAGUUCUUCACACUCAGCACAAAAUAAAAUGAGUACUAAAAAUAGUAAUCCUGAAAUGAAUACUGAUAAUGGUAAUAAUAAUAAUACAGUCCCAAAGUAUCAAGGAAGACCUUUAGCUAUCGCUGAAGAAUGGAUUCAAGCAACUGAGGCAAGAUAUGAUUCUAUGGAGAAUUUAUUACAGUCUGUACGUCGGGAUAUUGAUGUCUUAACAGAACGUUUAAAUCAAACAACUCCAACAUCACCUGAAUUAGUUCGAUCACCGAGACCAAACUCGGCAAUGAAGACGACACCACCAGCAACAACAACAACCACACUGAAUGUAGCAAUCAAGUCAUCAAGACCAACACCUCCACCAAUUCCAUCCUCAACUUCAUUGAAUCGCAAAGAUGUCAUGGAUAAUUAUAAAUGUAUGGAUGAAGAACCAAUGUUAUUACUGACUGAUAAAGAUGAAUUUAUGGAUAUACAUAUACGAUCUGCAAGAGAAAAUGUUGACUUUGAUAAUGAAGAGAAAUUAUUAGAUUGUGAUUUUGUACAUCAAGUUGCUGAUGCCAGUACAACUACUAAUGACGGCGAUAAUAAUAAUAACAAUGCUGAGGAAAAAUAUCUACAGAAAACUUGGCGAUCGCCAUCAGAUUUUAGUCUACAUGAUCCAUUCUAUGAUAAAUCCUUUACAGAUGUAAAUAUGCACAGUAAAGAACGAGGAGGUGACGAGGAUGGCGAAGAUGAGGAUGAUGAUGAAAUAAUUCGAUAUAACUUUAAUUCACAUAAUCAUCAAUCAAUUAUUGAAACUGAUCUAGAUGAUUAUAAACCUGAACAUCAAGAGAAUAGUAAUACUGAAUCAGAAAGUAGUAGUCUGUCACCAGCUAUUUCACCAACAUUUAGUAAUUAUGUUUCAGAUGAAGUGAAAUUACGCAAUAUCAUUAUAUCAAAUGAUGAUACAAUAACAUUCCCAAUUAGUGCUAAUUAUUCACGAAGUAGUAACAAUAAUAACAGUGAGGAAAUUGAGGAUAAUAUUCGUAGUAAUACUAAUGCUAAUAAUGUAUCAUUAAAUAGUGAAGAUUUUCAACUCUAUGAUAAUGGACAUUCAUUGACAACAAUCGAUGAAGCUUCAGAAGAAAAUGAUGAUGACUGGUCAUCAUCAGAACAUGAUUCACCAGUGAAUCAUAGUACGCAUUAUACAACAACAACAACUACUACUACUACAGAACAACAACAAGUAUUAUUAAAAGAGAAUAAUUCUAAGGCGGCAUACAAGUUAAUACCUGACUAUAGUCGAAAUAAUCAAUUAUUGACAAAUCAAUCGAUAAAUGAAGAAUUUAAAUUAUCAUCAUCUAAUAAUGCUAAUAAUAAUAAUAUUACAGAAACUGGUGAAUACACCGAUCUUGACAAUACAUUAAAGCACAAAGUCAGUGAUACUGUCAGUGAUAAUAACUACAGUGAAUCAUUUGUAUUUCAUGAGAAAGAUAUCACUAUAAGUGAUUCUGGAUUGCAAACACCUGAGGUUAUUAUAUUACGACGUAAAAAAGCAGGUAAUUCAACUGUAAAUAGUGAGAAUUGUAAAAAACAACGUCCACUUUCCGCUGAUAUAUUACACACUAUUACUACGACUAGUACUUCUACUGUUUCCACGAGUGUUUCGACUACAGAUACGCCAAUCAUUAGUAAUAAGAAUAAUAAAAGCUUAGAGAAAUCACAUUCAGGUUCUUUAGUAUCCAUGUUAUCAACAAUAAGUCAAGAGAGUGUUAUCAGUGAAGUCGACUCCUAUGUAACUGUAUGUAGUCGAUUAGCUGGAACAGGUAGUGAAGAAGCCUAUACAACUGCACAAAGUGAUUCUGAUGGAUUUAUUGAUCGUACAUUAUAUGCAGAUGUACAAACAGAUAAUGAUGAUUGUCAGACAUUAUCACGUAAAAAACCGAAAACAUCAACAUCAUCUCAUUAUCGUAAUAAUAAUCAUAAGUAUAAAAUUGAUUUAAGUCAUGAUGAUACAGAUAGUCAAUCAGCAUCUGAUAUUGAAAAUGAUCAUGUAGGCGAUGAAGGCGAAGAAAUUGGAAAUGUUAUUGUUUAUGAAUCGAAAAAAUCUACGCCAACAUCAGUAACUGUUGUAACACCGAAAUUUAUUAAAUUACCAACAAAACUUAUUGCAUGCUCUAGCGAAUUAGGUAAUAAUGAUAAUGAUGAUGAAAAUGAUGGUGAUGAUGAUUAUGAUGAUAAAAAAGCUUUACAAGGAGAAAAUUUAUGUCAUGGGGAUAAUAAUAUAAUAAAAAAUAGAAAAAUCGAUAAGAAAUAUGAAGAAUUAUCAGUUAUUGUACAAAAUGUAUCGAGUGAAAAUCAAGAUAAUAACAAAAUGGUGAAUAGGCAAGUUUCUUCAACUCUUUCUAAACGUAUUGCAUUAAAACGACCAAAUCGUCGAACCAAUACAGCAAAAGGUAUACCACUAGAAGUAUCAAACACUUCUGAUUCAGACAAUGAAUAUGAUGACUCAGCACCGAAUUCACCUCCUUCAUCUCCUUCGUCUACUUCUUCAUCCAAUUCCGAUGAAUUAAAUGAAGCUCACUAUGACACUUCACAAUCAGAAUUAUGGAUGGAUAUAAAUUACAAACAACUAGGCGGUAUUAUUCAACCCAACAGUGUAUAUCGACCAAAUUUAUAUUCUGUACCAAGUGAAACUAAAAAGAAACGAUUAUCAAAAAUUGUUGAAUCAAGUCAAGGUUCAUUAAACGAUGCUGACGAUGAUGAUAAUGAUGAUGAGGAUAAUGAGAAUGAGAAUGAUUAUAAUAAUAAUAAAGAAUCUCAUUCAAAUCAAACUACCGAUUCUAAUUUUCUUACUAUUACUAAUGUAAAUAAUGAGGUGAAUACUUCAUCUUCAAAUUCAUUAAGAAGAGAAGAAGCUGUAGUUGUAGUACCUAAAUUCUCUAAUACAAAUUUACCACCACUACCCACAAAUAUAUUUAAAUCUGAUACGUUUAAACAAGAAUUGAUCAAUAAGAAUACAAGGGCGUUGACUCAAUCUGAUUAUUCAUUGGUUAAAAAUAAUGAACCAGUCACACCCGGUGUACAGCAUACCAAAGACAAUGAUAAUGACAGUAUUACUGUCAAUGAUCAAAGUAAUAAACCUAUACCAAUUAGUUGUUUAAAUAAUUAUAAAGAAGACAGUGAAAAACUACAAUUGGAAAUAAUAGAUAAAGAUGGGAAAAUAUCUAUUAAAAAUAAUCAGAAUGAAAAUUCCGCCAGUGAAUAUGUGAAAAAUUCAAAUGAUCCUAUAAGUGAAAAUACUGAAUUGUCUAAAUCAAAUGAAAAUAUAUUGAGGAAUAAACUAACUAAAGAAAAAGAAUCUGCUGAUAAAGAUACUAGUGGAAAUCAAAACAAAACAAUGUAUCAUAAUAAUAUGAGACUACCUCAAUCAACCUCAACAUCAACAAAACAAUACAACAAAAAUGAACUUUUUUUCCCAAAACAUGUAAACACGAAUGAUUAUCAAUCGCCAUCAACGGAAGAGAAAACCGGUUACAGACAAAAUGGACACAACCAAGUCAGUCAGCAUCCUAAUUCGUCAAACAUCUACUCAUCAAAUAUAUACGAUAACAGUGUAACAGGAUCAUCAUCAUCAUACAGAGACGAUAAAUUGCAAACAACCUAUCCAAAAUCCUAUCAUACUGAAUAUAGCGGUAAUUCACAGCCUCAGGAUGGUACAUCUAUGAGGCCAGAAAGCCGUACGCUACACAUAAGGGAUGAAACAAACCUAAAAAAGCCAUAUGAUGUUCAUACAGUAUAUUACAAUGAAACUAUUUAUGACAAUGAAUUAAAUGAAUGUAAUAAAUCCAGUAAAUCGUUUCCCCAUACUAAAAAUCAACCACCAACAGCAAUAUCCCCAUCAUCAUCAAUUUUGGCUAAAUCACCAUUUAUUGUAGAAGAUCGUUCAAGGCAUUCUAACAGUCGGAGUCAUUUAUUCCAAGAAAAAGAAGUUUCAACCAAUUCAAUGCCAUUUGUAACCGUAGAAGAAAUUACAUCACAUCGUAAAUAUCAACAUCAAAAUCAACCGCAUUCUGAAACAUUAAAUAUUAAACAAGAUGAUAUUCAAUUGGCAUCACAGAGAAAAAGUCGUAUUCUACAAGGGGACGGAAGUGAUUUAAAUUAUCCAAAUAAUGAUUCCAUAAGAUAUAUACCAGGCCCGCUGCUACCUGAUAUCCAAAUGCCACAGAAAACUUAUAUUGAAAGUCAAUCAGUAACAACGCUAGAUAAAAAUGCUCAAAGUUAUAAAGGGAAUGAGACUACAGUAACAGAUUUAACUGGAAUUGGUAAUGAUGAGGAGACUUACAAUUAUCAUUCAUACGAAUCUGUAACAGUUAAAGAUGAGACACACAAAUCAAUAAUUAAGCCUGAUGAGGCUAAUAAAAGUUCGCAAGAAAAUACUUACCCAAUAUUACCGUCUCCUAACUAUAAAACAGAUACGAACUACAAUGUAAUAAGUGACGAAUCUUUUAAAGUAAAUGCACCAACGAAAAACCUCCAAUCCUCCUCCAGUCAUACUCCUUCUACAAAAGUAACUCAAAAACCUGCUGAAUUUGUGUAUAGACAAAGACAAAUGAGUCCAAGUCCACCUAGACAUCGACAUAUUCUUUCGUCUAGUUCACUUACAUCAAAACCUCCAUCCCAGUAUAUUCAACGAACAAAAUGGCAUUUAAAACCAAUACCAACUGAUGAAGAAAUACGUGAAAGACUAAGAAGUUCUAGUCGUAAAAGAUUUGAAGAACGUAAAUCUCGUUCCAUACAAAAUCCUCAACCAACAACAACAUAUCGUCCGCGUAGUUCACGUUCAGAUUCACGUUAUCGAUUCACAGAUUUAGAUUCGGCUAUUGCUGAAUCAAAACUUGAUACAAAUGAAGCUAUAUACCAGAUGAAUACAGAAAGUGAUUCACAUUCAGAAGCAAGACAAUCGGCUUCAUUAUUUGAUUUAGACGCACAAAUUCAUAAAUCGUAUACACCAAUUAUACCAAGUUAUCAACAUCAUACUGAAGUUUAUCAUACAAUAAAUCAAACAGAUCAAUUAUCAAUGAAAAAGUUUCUUGGUGAUACAAAAUCUUACAGUUCUUUAUUAGAAACUGAUAUUGAUACUGGAGAGAAUUUUAAACGACCAGUAAUCCUUGAAACAGACCUAGAUAAGUUGAAUACACAAAUAAACGAUGGUUCAUUUGAUGCUGCUCUAGUUGAUACCUAUCAAGAUAGAACACGUAGUCUGUAUAAUUUGACUUUCACCCACACACCUGGUGCAUUUCGUCGACAAAGAUCAAAUGAUAUAAAUGGGGAUAGUAAAAUCCAGCCUAAUGAAAUUGAAUUAAUUCAAUCCCCUGAUGGUCAACAAUGGGAAAAGGCUAAGAGUUAUCAAGGUCUUACUAAUGAUAAAGGAGAAAAUGACUCCCCAAAACCACAAUCACAAUUUGAAGUAGUAAAGAGUAAAAGAAAGGCAGCAAACAGUGGUGCACAAGGUUUAAUUGAUCGUUUAAAAGAGAAAGCACGUUCAACGCAUGAAUUACGUGUUGCUCAAUCAUUAACAAAAUUACAUAUUCCUGAAUGGUUGGAUAAAGCAAAUUGUUUACAAACAUCUGAUAUCAUAACACUGACAGCUAAAGAACAUUAUCCAAGUGAAUAUAGAGCACAGGUUAGACAACCAAUUCAAAGAUACUACACCAAUACAACAUAUACACCUCGCUCGACAAAAUCAGUCCUAUCAUCCCUCAGGUCAUUGUCUAGUACAAGUAAACCCGGUGAUAAUAAUAAUAUUACAUAUUCAAGUAUAGGCAAUACAUCAUUGUAUAAAAAAAUAGAAACAGUAGCUGAACCAGUAUGGCCAAAAUCAUCAGAUAGUACACAUCCACCAAAUUUUAUACGACCAAGUCAAUUAAUACGACAAAAAUCUGCACAAAAUAAUAAUUUACGUCCUAUUCAAUCAAAAUUAAAUAAUUCAAUGCGUUCAUUAAGUGCACAAAGAUUUAAAACUGAUGAAAGACAAGAUGAUAUACGACCACAAGUAGCACCAAGACAGAAUCGAACUAUUGGACAAGGUAAAUUGAUUGAAUUAAAUCCACAAGAUUUUAUACCAAAAUAUGAACAAAGAUGGGGUAAAGAUAAAUUGAAUACACUGCAUCAUAGACUUGAUAGAGCUACAACUGAACCUUUAGAAAAAUCUAAUCCUCCUGACCAAUCAACAUAUUUAAAUUAUUCUAAAUUAAAUAGUACACAGUAUACUACUACUACUAAUACAACAACUAAGAUCAAUUUAAUAUCUUCACCAACUACUGAAAAGCAAGUAUAUGAUGCUUAUUCAAAAAACACAACUACAUCAUUUUCUGAUAUAAAAGAUGCUGAUCAUGAUUCAGGAACAGAAAAUUCCAAUGAGCGUCAAAUGUUGUCACCAGAACAUGAUAUGAUAAAAAAAAGUAAUAUCCAACAUGAAAAUAUUACUUCAAAUAUAUCAGUUAAAUCGAACUACUUUACAAAAAAUGAUAAUCAAAAGGUAGAGUAUUCAAAAUUAAAGAAUGACAUCGAAAAUGAAACUCGUCUUAGCUUAGAUCAUUCUGAAGGUAAAGAAUCUUCUGAAAUCAUAAAUGUACCAGAUAAAAUUUAUGCUGAUAGUGAAUUUCAUUCUGUAGACGCUGAAGGUGAAACAGAAUCUGAAGUAACCGAUGGAUUUGAUCAGAUAUCUGAUUUAACUUGUUUAACUUCCCUGCUUGAUACAUGUUCAUCAAGACAUCGUAGUCUACUUGCAAAUAGACCAUCAGCACUUGAACAUCUUUUAGUAAGUGUUGGCUGGUGGCCUGUACAUCCAGAUGCUGAACAUCAUUAUCUUCCUCCUACGGCAGCUGAAGCUAUUUCUAUAGCAGCGCAUGAAUUCGAUGUUAAAGAAGAUUCUCAUCGUUAUGAAUACUUUCAACUUAUUUCUGGACCGCAUAGUUUUAAACCAUUAAACUUAGGAGAAUUUGGAUUGAAUCAAUUAUCUAGUACUAUUGUACGUCAUCCAGUAGAUGGUUUAUUGUAUAUUAGUUGCAGUAAAUCAACAUGUUCAACAAAGCCAGUGCCAGUCUCUCAAGCCUCUAGAUGGUGUGCUUGUGCUAACUGUUUUACACUAUAUUGUUCAAAUAAGUGUAGAGAAGAAUGUGAGAAAAAUGCCAAUGAUCACCCUAUGAAUUGUUCAUUUUCUAGAGCUAAACGAGUUUGCAACCGUUUAUUAAGAAAUCUUGCUCCUGGUCAGAUCACAGGUCUUACCGCCCUGGCUAAAACUGGAAUGGCACGUCUUGGAAGAGGUGGAAUCCUCUUACCAUUUGCCUUAAUUAGACAUGCUGAAAUAUUUUUACAGCGUUCACUUGAACAUUCAUUUGUGAAUGAACAAUUGAAUGAUGCAUCUAUGGAGAAAGCAGUUCAAAAAUGGGAGAAAUUUCAUCAACCAAGUCCUGGAGGCUUAAUGGCCCCACCAACUUAUUUAACACUUAGUGAAUUAGAAGAGUUAGACUCAAGUAUUGCUAAUCCUUGUAGAUCAUAUAAUCCUGCAUCAAGUAUGGUGUUAAUUGUUGUCAUUUGUGCAUAUGAAUUAAUUGCUCGAUCCGAUGGUCGACCAGUACAUUUAUUUAAGCAAAGUUUAAUUCUACCUUUUCCAUCACAUCAAAAUGUAAGAAACAAAAAUGAAGGAGGAAAUGCAUCGCAGAAUACUCAAGUAACUGAAAAUCCACAACCACCGUCAUCAUCAUCAGCAACAGCAGCAGCACUUCAAACAAACGGUGCUCCAAAUAAAUCUGACAAACAAGCAAUGGCUGCCAGAGAGGCGUAUAUGCUAAGAUUACAACGUAUGCUUCGUGAAAGAGGUGUAAGUCUGAGACAUCAUUAUCCAGAGAUUUAUACAAAAAUUGCUCAUUUCGUUGAAACUGGUAUCCCAUUCACUUCAAUACGUAUUACAUUUGAUGAUUUUCUCCUACAACAACAAGUUAAUUGUAUCAUUCAACCAAUGAAAAAUUUGUACAUAGAACCAGUUAAUAAAAAUUAUGAUGUUGAACAAAAAAACCUCAUUGAAACAGAAAAACCAUCAACUAAUUUACAAUCAAAACAUGUAAAAAGUUCAAAAUCUUUUGAAAAAUCUAUAAUUAACCGCCAAAGACUAACUGAAACUAAUUUCUAAUGAAUAAAUAACUUCUCUCCUACCCCACGCACCCACCCUCCCAUAUAUGAAUAAUUUCAUUGUUUAAUUUGUUUAUUUGUUCCUUUCGUUUUUUUUGAAAAAAAUUUUUUUUAUUUUACGAUAUUCUUAACAGUUUUAUUGUUUACAUAAUGAUGAUUCUUCCCUUCAAACUACCUAUUCAUCCGUGUAAUUAUAAUAGAAAAAUCUACUUCAAGAUCAGCUGGCUUAAUGCCUCAGUGUAGAGUAAUAAUACUUGUUCAAUGUUCAAGAGGAAUAACAUUCACUAUUGAAAAUACAAAAGAACAAUCAAACAAACAAACAUACAAACAAACUGAAAAUGCAGAAAGUGUAUUUAAAGCAGACUACUUUACAUCUUUUUCUAAAGAAUUUUAACUAUCAGAGUAGUUAUUACUUUUGUUCAUGUGUUGUUUUACUGAAGUGUUAUUGUAUCCACCAGCCCCUCCCGCGUCUGUUUCUCUCUCCCUCUCUCCCUCCCUAUUUAUUGUUCAUAUUGUAAGUAAUUUCUCUUGACAGUUGAAUAUGAAUAAGUUAUUGUUUAUUUGUUUGUUCGUUUUUAUUGCCCUCACUGUUUAUCAUAUAACUAGUGCUUCCACGAUAAUUAAGUAAGAAUUUUAAAUGCAUAUAUACAUACAUACAUAUAUAUCUAUUGAUGUCAUUGGAGCAUUCAAAUAGGAUACAUUUGUUUGCCUUUUCAGUUGUCCUCUAAUCUAUUUUACCCUAUUGUUUGUUUGUUUGUUUGUUUUACCCUAUUUUCUAAAAUAGUUAGUCAAUAAAAGUCAAGGAAAAAAUGUAUUGUAAUGCAAUUGUAAAUAUAAUAUUCAAUAUAUAUACAUAAGUAUUGCUUGUCCGUUUUUUUGUUUUUGCAGUUAAGUACAAGUUUACAAGAAGUAAAUUACAGUACAUUUAACUUUAGUUUUAUUCACUUGCUAGUUCUUUCACUCUUUUUUUUUGAAAAAAAUAAUCUAUUCUCAGUUGAAAGAAAACAACUUUUUUUAUCCUUUCGCUGUAUACUACUUAAAUAUUGGGCUCAAUAGUUUUUGGAAAAAACGAGGCUUAAUUCGUAUAAAUUCGAUUCAGUGAAACAUCACAUUUUUUUUCUUUCUUUUUUUUUUUAAAAAAAUGUCUGUACUUUUGAAUUGUCUUUUGAAUCAUUUUCUUUUCAACCACUUAACAGGCUUUUUUUCGAAUAAUUUCUCUUCCCAUUUUUUUAAAAAAUUUCUUUCGAUUUGUUAUUGCAUUUUACUCUUGUUUUAAUUAAGUUGUGUAAUUAUAUUGAUUGAAAUUUGAUAAAAAAAAGCAAAUGGUUAUUUACAUGUUUACAUUUCUCUAUCCAUUUCUGCAUACAACGUUUACUUUAUCUUCACUUGUUUCCUUCUUUAGUUGCUUCCUUCUUCAGGUAGACUUGAAAUUAAAUGGGUAGGAAAGUAAAAUUCCAUUUUUACUUGAUCAUAAUCACAUCAGUUACACAAUUAACCAGAAUAUUUACAUGCCCACAUCCACACCUGCCCACACACACACACAAAUAAACAACGAAUAGAACUAUAACUUUUUCAUUCAGUACUCAGAAGGUGUAAGUAAAAUGCCUUAUGUUGAACAAUUUUUCUUCAUCCUAAUACUAACAUGAUUAUUUCAAGGUGAAUUUUCAAAUGUUUUUAUACUAUUGGAGCUGAUAUUAAUGAUGAUGAUAAUGACAAUAAUAAUA
This is a messenger RNA of Trichobilharzia szidati, 9919 nucleotides long. The record is from the annotation of a GenBank genome assembly. NCBI's taxonomy places the organism in Eukaryota, Metazoa, Platyhelminthes, Trematoda, Strigeidida, Schistosomatidae.